Messenger RNA from Sinocyclocheilus rhinocerous, 548 nucleotides. Its product is annotated as coiled-coil domain-containing protein 108-like. The transcript has 4 exons. The record is from RefSeq and is a predicted model, not a curated record. The annotation marks the transcript as partial. Gene Ontology annotation, cellular component: cytoplasm; sperm flagellum. NCBI's taxonomy places the organism in Eukaryota, Metazoa, Chordata, Actinopteri, Cypriniformes, Cyprinidae. Gene Ontology annotation, biological process: sperm axoneme assembly.
AUGGAUGCUCGUAGCUGUGGCAGUGUGGAAGGACUGAGUAAACUGCAGCUCUGGCACGUCUUCGAUCUGGAUGCAUUCAACGCUUAUCUACACAGAGAACCCAGCCCAUCUGAGCUCACCUUCAGGGUGCCCACUAGACACAGCUUUCUUCUGAUAUCCAUUAAAACCUUCUGCAGCCUUCGACGUUGCCCUUCCGUCUUCACCUCAGCCAUGUUGGAUUUUAGCUUCAGUGCUGCUCCCCUGGGCUCAGACCCCUCCAGUAUUCUGCUUUUGUUUAAGAACCCAGGAAGUAUUCCUGUAGAGUGGUCAUUCUUGCUCCCAGAGGACCAACAGAUUGAGCUGGAGUACUGGGCUGAGACUGGAGAUUUCAGUCCAUCUGAGCUCCACCCGAUGAAGAUUCAGGACCACCGGCUCUUCUCUAUCUCCCCACACUCCGGUAAACUCCUGCCUGGCCAACAGAGGACAGUGCGAUUCACAUACAGACAUGACUUUGUGGGGACAGAUCGUCUUCCUGUCUUGUUGAAACUUUCACACGGAAGAGAGAUACU